CUGUGUCGCAGUUUUUUCGCAGGAGUGACUGGAAUUCACUGUUUCGAGCCACGACGAACUCCACCCAACUCCUGAAAAUGACAUUCCAUCCAGAACUAAUUUGUAGUUCUCUCACUUCUCCAUAGCAAACAACUAAUUCCGCAGUUCCGAGUCCGCAGCUACGCUUGGGGUUCUUCCGCUGUGUAUGGUUGUCUCCUAUUCCUCAUGCAAGUAGCUUCUAUUUUCUAGACGAUCCUUUACCCCGGUAGAUAAUCGAUUUGUGCACUCGCCGACGUGGCGGCUACAGAGGCUCCAGAGGUAGGCUUAGGGGCCGCGAAGAAGCGGCAGCGAUCCCCAGAGGUAGUUGGUAAAGGCGGAGGCGGGGCCAUGGAGCCAGCAAGAAAGAUUGCAAUAGCCGUGGAUUUAAGUGAUGAGAGCGCUCACGCGGUCAAAUGGGCUGUCAAGAACUACCUUCGCCCUUCAGACCAUGUGGUGUUGUUACAUGUUCGCCCGACCUCCGUGCUAUACGGCGCGGAUUGGGGUGCUUCGGAAACUACAGAAGAAGCUCCUGACAAAGAGACGAAGCAAAAGAUGGAAGACGAUUUCGAUGCGCUGACAGUCGCCAAGGCGAAAGACCUUGCCGCUCCGUUGGAAGAGGCCGGAAUCCAUUACAAGACUCAUAUUGUUAAGGAUCAUGACAUGAAGGAGCGCAUCUGCCUUGAGGUGGAGCGAGCUGGAGUGAAUGCCUGUAUCAUGGGAAGCAGGGGGUUUGGUGCAGAGAAGCGCUCAAGAAAGGCUCGUCUGGGCAGUGUCAGCGACUACUGUGUCCACCAUUGUGACUGCCCUGUUGUGGUUGUCCGUAUGCAUGAUGAUAAGAAGGAAGCUGAAGCUCCAGCAGCAUGAUGUUACUUCAGUCUUUCUUUGACUGACCCUUCAGCAGCCCUAGUGGUUCUCCCACAGAGUAAGGCAUGUCAGUCCGGCCAUUCAACUGAUGGCUCCGACUAACUAAACUUCAUUAUGUGACAGCUUUUGUAUGUCAUUGCUCCCUCACCAGUUUCUAGGUAUUGGACAGUGGUGGCCGCUGGUUGUAGAAAUGCUGGCCCGCCUGUGUCUGGCGCUCCACUUGUAAGAUUGUGUUUCUUGGGCUGGAUAAUGCCCUUGGCUAGUCAUCGGAUUUUUUUAAUGAAAUAUAAGAAGUGCAUUUGU
Closterium sp. NIES-67 is the source of this 1185-nucleotide messenger RNA. The record is from the annotation of a GenBank genome assembly. NCBI's taxonomy places the organism in Eukaryota, Viridiplantae, Streptophyta, Zygnematophyceae, Desmidiales, Closteriaceae.